UUCAAACUGAUUAUCCAGACUGUCAUCCCCCGUGGCUGUUGGCAACCGAAUGGCAUUCGGCGUUGCUACAACAAUUUCAGCAUCGAUCCAACAAGCCCACCGGCGGCGGGCAGCACAAAUACUCGUGUUAUUCAUUGAGUUUCGAGAGCCAGUAGCUGAGGGCAUGGAAUCCGACAAGCUGAACGAGCUUAAUAGACAAAUUAAUGAGAUCAAGAAGAGGAUUCUGCUGGCAGAGGGUCAGAAGACGGCCAAUGCGGCCGAGUGGCAGAAGCAGAAUCGCAUCAACUGCGACACCAUCGGCACUCUGAAGAAGGAGCUCAAGGAGCUGACGGUGAAGGCCAGUCGACUGCGAAAUCCACUCCAGCGUCCCGUGGUCAUCAAGGAGUCCAGCAGCGAGCCGAGACGGGCACAGAGCUGCACACCCACUCUGAUUGUGGGCAAGGCCACGUAUCCCGUGGGGGCCAGAAACGCUGACGAUGCCCUCUUCCUGACCGACCUAAAGAUCACAGAGAACCGCAAGCAGAUGGACCUCCUGCGGCAUCGCUUCAAGUCCCGCCAGCAGCACUUCAGCAAGCUGGUGGAGAAGUAUCGCGAGCUGCUGGCCAACAAGGAGGCCCAGAACCAGAACUUGGGCGAGAAGCCGCCCGAAACACUCGAGGAGGAUGCCAAUCGCAAGCUCGUGUGCCAGCUGGAGAACGAGAUACAUCGCACCAAUGUGCAGUGGAUGGAGGCGGAGCACAUCCGCAAGAAGUAUCGCUCCAUAGAGGCCUCCCUGAUGAACGAUGCGGAGCGGUUUGAGCGCAGUCUGCGCGAGCUGGAGUCCUCGCUGAGCGAGCAGAAGGCGGAGAUCGAGCGCCUCCAGCAGGUGCACAACGAGGCCAUCGAGAUGCGGGAUGCUGCCAAGGUGGUGCUGACGCGGCAGGAGCAGCAGGCGAAUCUCUCCCAGAAGACGCGUGAGCGCCAGGCCCUCGACUUUCGCAAGCAGGUGGAGGCGCGCAAGCUGGAGCUGGAGAGGAUUGGUCGCAAAUUGUUUGCCGAGACCAAGACCCUGGUGCAUCAGGACAGCGUGGGCUCCACGUCCGGCGAUCCACUUGCGGUCAAGGCUGAAAAUGGCGAGGAGGAGCCCGCCUCACAGCUGGAGAGUGUGACGAGCGACAUGGAGUCGUUGUUCAAGCAGCUCAUGGAGGCCUCUGGUGCCACAUCGCCACUCGAGGUCUUCGAGCGGUUCAGUGCACAGAAGGAGUCUGCCGCCCGCCUGAAUUACCUGCGCAAGGCGGCCGAGGCGGAGAAGGCCAACCUGGAGGCGGAACGGGAGGCACUCAGCAGCGAGCUGGAAGCCUCCAAGUUCUCGGACGUCAAGGAGAGUGAAGUGAACCAGGAGAUCAUUGAACAGAUCAAGCUAAGUAUUGCCGCCAAGGAGCAGGACCGUAAGCUGGACACCGAUGCGGCCGACAAGUCCAUGGGUGUGCUGAAGUACCUUAAGGAGCGCAUUUGCGAGAUGAUCUUCAAGGUGCAGGAGGUGGACGAGAGCAACAUCGAGCUGCCCAGCCGCAAGCUCCACGUGAGCGUCGCCGAACUGCCAAACUUUCUCACCCACACCGCCCAGGAUGAGGAACUGAUUGAGAUACUUCAAGUGAAAAUCAAACGCUGCCAGGAGCUGAGCAAGGCGGAGGAUGUGCCGCCCCUCGAGAUGCCCAAUCUGGACCCCGCUGAGCAGGACGAGGAGGAGGAGCUGUACCCGACUGAACCACCAAAGUCCCCCUCGGCCCCCGAAGGCGAAAAGCCCCAGCCGAUGCCCCUGUGCUAUUACAAUCUCUUUGCCGGGCGCGCCCAACGAGCCGCCGGCACAUCCUCAUCCUCACCGGAGCAGGCACCCGCAGCGGUUGCCACCACAGAUGACGACACCGAGGUGCCCUCGCGGAACUUUCUUAAGCGCCAGUCCGUGCUCAUCGUGGACUCAAAGUCCCGCCGGAAACCCUUCCGACCCACGCCAGGCGGCAGGCGCAAGUAAUUUAGGUUUAAGAUUUAGGUUAAGAUUCAAUUUAGAAAU
This is a messenger RNA of Drosophila guanche, 2050 nucleotides long. RefSeq names its product myosin-9 (gene CCDC151). Gene Ontology annotation, cellular component: cilium. NCBI's taxonomy places the organism in Eukaryota, Metazoa, Arthropoda, Insecta, Diptera, Drosophilidae. The coding region runs from base 50 to 2011 and encodes 653 amino acids. Gene Ontology annotation, biological process: cilium movement; outer dynein arm assembly. The transcript has 6 exons. The record is from RefSeq and is a predicted model, not a curated record.